This is a messenger RNA of Mytilinidion resinicola, 1407 nucleotides long. Its product is annotated as flavohemo protein. The record is from RefSeq and is a predicted model, not a curated record. Bases 132 to 1367 code for a protein of 411 amino acids. The transcript has a single exon. Gene Ontology annotation, biological process: cellular response to nitrosative stress; nitric oxide catabolic process. NCBI's taxonomy places the organism in Eukaryota, Fungi, Ascomycota, Dothideomycetes, Mytilinidiales, Mytilinidiaceae. Gene Ontology annotation, cellular component: intracellular anatomical structure. Gene Ontology annotation, molecular function: FAD binding; nitric oxide dioxygenase [NAD(P)H] activity; heme binding.
AUCUGUAAUCUUCAACCUGAACUAUCCUCAAAGGGAGUCUAUACCACACCAUCGAGCUCCACACCUGCUACACCACACUGAAUCGCAACCCCCCAUCCCUCACCCAUCGCGUCGUCGUCUACCCAACCACCAUGGCACCCCCCCUAACCCCCUCCCAAACCGCCAUUAUCAAAUCCACCGCGCCCCUCCUCGCAACCCACGGCACCACCAUAACAACCCACUUCUACACGACCCUCCUCGCCGCCCACCCGCCCCUCCGCUCCAUCUUCAGCGCGACCCACCAAGCCACGGGCGCGCAGCCCCGCGCCCUCGCCGGCGCCCUCCUCGCCUACGCCACGCACAUCGACGACCUCGGCGCGCUGUCCCCCACCCUCGCCCUCAUCUGCGCGAAGCACGCCUCCCUCGGCAUCACGCCCGCGCAGUACGGCGUCGUCGGCACGGGGCUGCUCGCCGCGCUCGAGGACGUCCUCACCCCCGCCGUCUUCACCGCCGAAGUGAAAGACGCGUGGGCCGCGGCGUACUGGCAGCUCGCGGACAUCAUGAUCGCGGCGGAAGCCGAGCUCUACGCGCAGGCGGCGUGGCAGGGGUGGCGCGAGUUCAGGGUCGCGCGCAAGGAGGUUGAGAGCGCCGAGAUCACGAGUUUCUACCUCGAGCCGGUCGAUGGAGGGAAGUUGCCGCGGUAUAAGCCCGGCCAGUAUGUCAGCGUGCAGGUGCCGGUCCCGCAGCUCGGGGAGGGCGUGCUGCAGGCGCGGCAGUAUAGCCUCAGCGAUGCGCCGGGGAAGGGGUAUUUCCGGAUUAGUGUGAAGCGGGAGAGCGGGCUGGUGAGUGCGGCGGCGGGGCCGGGGGUGGAGAAGGGGCAGCCUGGGUGGGUGUCGAAUAUCCUGCAUGCGGAGAAGGCGGUGGGCGACGUGGUGGGUGUGGCGCAUCCGUAUGGGGAUUUCUAUCUCGAGGUGGAGGGGGAGGGGCCCGUGGUGCUGAUUUCGGGGGGUGUGGGGCUGACGAGUUUGAUGGCGAUGUUGAAUGCGUUGGUGGAGCGGAAGAGUGGGCGGAAGGUGGCGUGGAUUCAUGCGGCGCGGAAUGCGAGUGUGCGGGGGUUUCGGGGGCAUGUGGAGGAGGUGGAGAAGACGGCAGACAAUGUGCAUGCGGUGUUGUUUGAUACGCUUGGGGGGCGCAUGGAUCUGGGGGCCCUGGAUAGAGAGAAGGAUCUUUUCUUAGGAGAUGAGAGGGCGGAGUACUUUAUCUGUGGGCCCGAGGGGUUCAUGGUGGAUGUUGAGACGAAGCUGAAGGCGUAUGGAGUGGAUGCUGGUCGCAUUAAGAUGGAGCUGUUCGGUACGGGAGGAGUACCCAGGGGAUUGGAGAAACUUUGAAAUGACUUAUUAGAUGUACAUAUUGCUAAAAAAUGAGCUG